UACAUUUCAUAGCUUGAGUGAACAUGUACCCUGCUGAGAUUGCUAGUGUUCCAUACUUAUCUCCUGCAAGUGCAGCCUCUUUCAAACCUCAUUACCAUGCAGCUACAAAUGACUUCCUCUUCCAGUAUAGCAACCUUCUGGUGCCUCACCCUUCGUACUACCAAGAUGUUGCCCACCUGGUCCAUGAAGCAAGCUUGCCAGUUGGUAAUAAAUCCAAUUCCGAGGAGUCAGAUGAUUAUCAACGCAGCCUGGCAGAAGAGCGCAGGAAGAGAAGGAUGAUAUCCAAUAGGGAGUCUGCCCGGCGAUCACGCAUGAGAAAGCAGAAGCAGUUGAGUGAGCUCUGGUCGCAGGUUGUUCACCUGCGCAGCACCAACCGUCAACUCCUUGAUCAGCUGAACCAUGUCAUCAGAGACUGCGACCGUGUUCUCCAUGAAAACUCGCAGCUGAGAGAUGAACAAACAAAAUUGCAGAAGCAGCUUGAGAAGCUCCCUGUAGAGACCCCAGAGAGUGGCGUCAUGAAUCCUGACUCUUGAAAAUCCAGGAUUACAUGUGUUAGAUGUGAUAAUUUGAGACUUAAACUAAGAGGCUUCCUUGGUAUGUCCUGAGGCUUUCAAUUUUGCAUCUUUGCUCUGGUAUUCGGUAUCAAUGUUAGUAUGUAGCUGUUGAGUGGUGACCGGAGAGUUCUCCAUUUUCUUUAAUCAUAUUCUAUUGAAUGUCACAAAAGGAUAAAAUAACAUUGAGCUUUGUAAGUUAUUUUCUCAGAAGAGGGUGAUAAGAUAAAUCUGUUAGCAGAAUUAAUAGUUAUCUACAGGAGGUGAGUAAGCUAGCCACUCGAUUCCAUAGUUAUCCAGCAUAGACGGUCACAGGGACUAAAUAAAUUCACAAAAACUGGAAAACAUCGCGUGAUUAGCAAAAUGCACUAGUCAAAAAAUCUCCUUUUGGCUACAAGGAAAAUAAAGAGUUAUAAGAAUUUCCUGCACGACAUUAUAGUUUCUUACAAAGAGCUGAUCAGGUAGGGUACAUAGAGGAACUGUAUAACAAUAUGAAGAUGUAAUCACCAGUUCAAUACAAGUCUGGUACAUAUUCAUAUGAACUGUAUAAUGUCUUGAUAAAGAUUUCAUACUGUUAGUGGCAAUAGCCCAUAGUGGAGCAUUCCCAUAAAAAGAAAAGAAAGGGUGCUGUCAAAGCACUACUGAGUGCAAGGGCAGUUACCUUUCUUCCUCUGCAAAUUCAAUUGGCUGCAGACUCCUGAAUCGGAUAUGCAAACCCGAACAUGCCAAAUCUGACAUAUGGUCAAUGCACCUGAUUGUGCAGAUU
This is a messenger RNA of Setaria italica (foxtail millet), 1317 nucleotides long. Its product is annotated as basic leucine zipper 8. Gene Ontology annotation, molecular function: DNA-binding transcription factor activity. The transcript has a single exon. The coding region runs from base 24 to 533 and encodes 169 amino acids. Lineage: Eukaryota; Viridiplantae; Streptophyta; Magnoliopsida; Poales; Poaceae. The record is from RefSeq and is a predicted model, not a curated record. Gene Ontology annotation, biological process: regulation of DNA-templated transcription.